AUGUUUGUUUCUUAGAGGGUCCCGGAUUCUCGCGGAAUGAUAUCCGCGGGCUGUGAGGAGGGGAAGGUUCCUCAGUGAGAGUGAGGAGAGGAGAGGAGAGGAGAUGAACAGAUUUCUGAGGAAGACUAACUAUAAACUCCGCGGCAGUUUGUCUGCGGUGUGAUCUGUGAUCGUCCUGCGGGGGGCGCUGUCUUCGCGCUCUAUAAAAGCAGCGCGCUCCGCGGCUCCGCUCAGACUCUUUCUGAGGAGCUUCUGUUUCUGUGUGAGGAUUAAAGAUGCGCUGCUCUCUGACCUGCAGACCUGCUGAGCUCCACGCGGCCAGCACCAGCAAACAGACUUGCAGCAGUGUGUGUGGAGCCAGCGCUGUGGCCAUUGACAACAAAAUAGAGCAGGCGAUGGACCUGGUGAAGGGUCACCUUAUGCUGGCGGUGAGGGAGGAGGUGGAGGUGCUGAAGGAGCGGAUUAAGGAACUCUGGGAGAGAAACUCUGAGCUGCGGCGAGAAAACACUCUGCUGAAGUCCCUCGCUAACCUCCAGCAGCUGCAGACGCUCUCCGCCCACCUGAGCACCCCCCAGAGCGCCCCCCAGAGCCCACAGCUGGACCAACAGGCACAGCUGGCAGAGUGGGCACGGCAGGUACAGCGGGCACAGAUAGCAGAGUGGGCAUGGCGGGUACAGUGGGUGCAGCAGGUACAGAUGGCGGAGUGGACGCAGCUGGCGGUGCCGACCUCACCGAACGGCAACAGCGCGGCCCUGAUUCACCACAGCAUGACCUCCGUGUAAAAACCCACAAAUAAACGCCUGUAAAGAUGUUUUCAGAUGUCUCAGCAUUUCUGCUGUCAGACGUUCCCCAGCAGUCCUGCUGCAGACGGUUCUCCAGCUUCAGGGAACCAGACCAGACAUAACACUGCCUUCCAAGAGAGAGAGAGAGAGAGAGAGAGAGACAUAGGGAUAGUGAGGAACUGAGAAGUUGUCCGUUGGCACCCCCUGCUGGCCGCUCUCCUGCUGAGUGAUGGCGGAGUUGGUCAUUUUUCCUCCGCUGAUGUUCGGACAGUCAGAUGAUGGAAAGAUGGACAGAUAGAAAACAGAUGAUGGAGGUGAAUGUUUACCUGUUUUUUCAAAGCCAUUAUUCAAUUCAUAAAUGUUCAGACACUUUCAUUUAUUAUAUUUUAAUGUUUGCGUUGAUUUUAUUACACGGCUGCUAUUUUCAUAAUGUAAAUAUAAAACAUGAAUUGUGUGUGUUAUAAAGGAACUGUGUGGUUCUGUUGUGUAGUGUUUAUAACACUGAACUGAAUGUACUUUAGUUUAUAAAGGAGGAGCUUUAAUGUUUUACACACUUACCCUGAUCCUCAUAUUAAAAUGAAUAUAAACUCUUUUGGUGACAGAGAGAAAAGCUGUGAAACUUAUUUUUAACCAAAGAUGAAACACUGUGUAAUUUAUUUUUCUUUACAUGUUUGUUUGCUGUAUUUUUUAUGGUUUCAAGUCAAAAAACGUUUUAUUCUUCGGCAGAUUUUGGGAAUUGUGUGGAUUUUGGUGAAGGGAAAACGUCUCUAUACACUUUCACUUUAAAUCUUAAGCAGAGAAAGAUUUUGUUAAAUUAUAACAGAAAUAAUAAUAAUAAUAAUAAUAAUUAAUUGUUUACAUGAAAAACACAAACUGAAUUUCCUUCAUCGUUACAGAAAUGAUCACCUGAUCAGCUCUAAUGGUUCUUUACUGGAGCUUCUUGUUUUAGAAGGAAAUUGAUUAAUAAUGAAUAAUUAAUAAUAAACAUCUUUGAGAAAAUGUUCAGAAUGUCUCUGUAA
Messenger RNA from Colossoma macropomum (tambaqui), 1801 nucleotides. Its product is annotated as TSC22 domain family protein 3-like. The record is from RefSeq and is a predicted model, not a curated record. The coding region runs from base 276 to 782 and encodes 168 amino acids. Gene Ontology annotation, biological process: regulation of transcription by RNA polymerase II. Lineage: Eukaryota; Metazoa; Chordata; Actinopteri; Characiformes; Serrasalmidae. The transcript is spliced from 3 exons.